Gloeophyllum trabeum ATCC 11539 is the source of this 525-nucleotide messenger RNA. RefSeq lists its product as uncharacterized. The coding region runs from base 1 to 525 and encodes 174 amino acids. NCBI's taxonomy places the organism in Eukaryota, Fungi, Basidiomycota, Agaricomycetes, Gloeophyllales, Gloeophyllaceae. Gene Ontology annotation, cellular component: membrane. The record is from RefSeq and is a predicted model, not a curated record. The transcript is spliced from 8 exons.
AUGGCCAAGGCGACGCCCUCACCCCUUUUCUUCCCCACGACGACGAACGAUGCCUGUGACGCUCACCACGCCGUUGUCGAUCUACUCGAUCCCUGUCGUGUGGCUAACGACGUUUUACCCAAUGACGAUGAAGGCCUCAUCAAUAAGACGAUGGGAUACAAUGGCAUGCAGCCUCGGUCCAACACUCAAAAGAUGAUGAGUGACAACGGCGUAUCCCCAGAGGUUGCUAAACGUGCUGCGAGGAUGGAGGGCGCUCACUUGAAUGGGAACGAAAUCUUACCGCUGUGGAUUGGUGCUGUGGUUCUAAGUAAUCACGCACGGCUCCCGGAAAAAAUGAUCAACAUCGCAGCGAUGACAUUCAUCGCCCUUAGAGUUGCAUACAAUCAUGUGUAUAUCAAUGGAACGACGCCUACCCUGGCAAAAAUGAGGACUGCCCUCUGGUUCAGCUCCGUAGCUGUACCGAUGACCCUAAUGAUCCAAGCCGCAAACAAAGUUCGGAAGCUCGGGGCGCUGCCUCUGUUCUGA